Aspergillus bombycis is the source of this 1503-nucleotide messenger RNA. Its product is annotated as putative aminotriazole resistance protein. Lineage: Eukaryota; Fungi; Ascomycota; Eurotiomycetes; Eurotiales; Aspergillaceae. Gene Ontology annotation, cellular component: membrane. Bases 1 to 1503 code for a protein of 500 amino acids. The transcript has 4 exons. Gene Ontology annotation, molecular function: transmembrane transporter activity. The record is from RefSeq and is a predicted model, not a curated record. Gene Ontology annotation, biological process: transmembrane transport.
AUGGAGAAGACAGGGCCGGCGGAGGCGAGCGAAUGCCAUGGGGAAAUGGAUAAUAAGGUCGCAUCUACAACGGUUCAAGCGCCCCGCGACAAUGAAGCCCGACCGGCAGCCUUUUCAUCCACCAUUCAAGAGAUCCUGUUCGUCGCUGUUGCGACCAUGGCCAUUGCCAUGUCGUCCCUCCUCACUGGGACCAUCACGGUGCUCACGUCCCAAGUUCAGAGGGACCUGAACAUGACCACCGCGGAGCUGACGUGGCUGACCAGUUCCUCCUCUCUGGCUUCCGGCUCCUUUCUCCUUUUCUUCGGUCGGUUGGCGGACCUCUUUGGCCGCAAAGCGCUUUUCAUCGGUGGCAUGGCUUUUUUUGCCGUCUUCGCCCUGGCUGCCGGGUUUUCCAAAACGCCCAUGCAAGUCGACAUUCUCAACGGUGUCAUGGGCCUGAUGUCGGCUUCGUCUGUCCCGCCCGCGCAGGGGAUGCUAGCCAACAUCUACCAGAAACCAUCGAAAAGAAAGAACAGGGUCUUUGCCUGUUUCAGCGCCGGGAACCCCUUGGGCUUCGUCUUCGGUAGUAUAUUUUCCGGUAUUGCUACGCAGCUGUUCAACUGGAGAGCCAGCUUCUUCUUACUGGCCAUCAUUUACGUCGUCAUUGUAGCGAUUGCGCUGUUCACCGUCCCAGCAGAUAAUACACCCACGGAGAAAAUGUCCAUCGAGGCCGUCAAGAGGUUCGACGUGGUGGGUACCAUCUUGACCGUCGCCGGUAUUGGCUUGUUUUCUGCUGCGCUGAGUCUUGGCUCGGACGCUCCUCAAGGUUGGAAGACUCCGUACGUCCUCGUCUGCCUCAUCCUAGGUGUCGUCCUCAUUGUUGCCUUCGUCUUCUGGGAGUGCUGGUAUUCAUACCCCCUCAUCCCCAUGUCCAUCUGGCGCGAUCGUGACUUCUCGCUGAUUAAGCAAUACUCCGCCCUUCCCGUCGCCGUGCACAUGCUGCCCAUGGCGAUCAUGGGCAUCAUCGUCAACAUCAUCGCAGGACUUAUCAUGCACCGCGUGUCCAAUACCCUCCUUAUGCUCCUUGGUGCCACUUCGUAUGUCGGAUCCUUCCUCCUGAUGGGUCUUCAACACUCGGACAGUAGUUACUGGGCUUUCAUCUUCCCGGGCUUGCUUCUCGCGGUGAUCGGCGCCGACUUCGAAUUCUGCGUGGCGAACAUGUACGUCAUGAGUUCUCUGCCGCCAGAACAGCAGAGUAUCGCAGGAGGGAUUUUCCAGACGGUGACAAAGCUAUGUGUGGCCAUCGGUAUGGGGAUCAGUACCGCCAUCUUUGAUGCGGUUCAGGCGAGAGGAACGGCGACAAGCGGGUAUUUUAAAAAUGACCCGAUCGAGCCGUAUAGUGCGACAUUCCUGUACUGCGCAGGGAUUGCCGCUCUUGGUAUUCCACUGUGUGCAUUUCUAAGAAUUGGCGCACAGGGUCACGGUGGGGAUGCAAAGAAGGGGACGGAUGAUGAGAAGGUCUGA